This is a messenger RNA of Penicillium coprophilum, 1920 nucleotides long. RefSeq names its product transcription factor TFIIIB subunit BDP1. The coding region runs from base 1 to 1920 and encodes 639 amino acids. Gene Ontology annotation, cellular component: transcription factor TFIIIB complex. The record is from RefSeq and is a predicted model, not a curated record. Lineage: Eukaryota; Fungi; Ascomycota; Eurotiomycetes; Eurotiales; Aspergillaceae. Gene Ontology annotation, biological process: RNA polymerase III preinitiation complex assembly. Gene Ontology annotation, molecular function: TFIIIC-class transcription factor complex binding. The transcript has 2 exons.
AUGAAGUCCUUCUCCAGCUCUGCAAUCAAUAAAACUGGCAAGAAAUUCGCCCCGAAGGCGCCUAUCCGCCGUGCGCCUGCCGCCGCACCAGCAAGACGACCCAGUGCUGUUCAGCAGUUGCCAGUCGAGCCGGUUCAGGACGACAAAGCUAAAGAUGUAACUGACUCUAAUCUGGCCUCUCAUGUUACUGUAGAGCCGGCGCCAGAGGCAGUCACAGAGGCCUCACCUGCGUCAGUUGCUGCGAUUACCACGGAACAAACACCCACUGCUUUGGAUACUGCAGUUGCUUCCCCGACUCCUACAGAUGUCAAUUCUGUCACCACUGCCACCGCUCCACAGAUCGUCACACCUACCGCUACACCUAUCACCAAGCCGACUCCAAUCCCUAAGCCAACUGCAAUCUCAAAGCCCACUCCGAUCCCCAAGCCGACUGCAAUUUCAAAGCCAGCCCCGAUCCGCAAGCCGAUUGCCAUCGCAAAGCCAACGUCUAUCCCACAGUCGGGUGCGAUUCCUCAUCCACAGCAACGUGAUGUCUCUACCUCUAUUUCACAACCCACAACUGUUUUGACCGCCCCGCCUACCCCUCCUUCCACUCAACCCACGCCGUCUCCCGCCAAUGCACCGACCAGAGAGUCUCAGACUACAUCUUCCGAGGAGCAUGGACCAGAGAAGGCUCUUCUAGAAUACGCCAGGAUCGAAACAGCGCGGGCCGCAGAAAACCUCGUCGAUUCAACCGAAGCUCUACCUCAAUCUCAACCCGAAACCGAUCAAAUCGCCCCAAAAGAGGUUCGACCAGCAAAACGCGCUCGAACUACAUCGACUGCAUCGGUUGCGGCCCCAGCUCGCAAGAAGUCUAUAUCUGCGGCGGUAAGCCGUCGAGGCUCCCAGUCAAUCGUGCCUACAAUUGAAGAUGCAAGCGCAACGACCAGUGAAUCCAAUAUUUCCACCCCAGAUCCAACAAAACCAAAAAAACGAAAGUACUCAAAGGCCGGUACGUCGGAUCCUGAGGGUAGCGAGAAACCAAAGCGCACCCGCAAGAAGCGCGAACCCACCCCUGAAGGCGCAGAGACUGUGGAGAUCUUGCCAAAUGUUGUAAAAAUGUCAGAACUUUGCAAAGACCUCAGAACUGGAAAGAAAUCCAAGCGUGAGACAGAGCUACGCAAGAUUGAUAAGGCUGAAGAAGAACGGAAGAAGCAGGGCGGAACCCCUAGGCCAGGGACACCCGUCAAGCAAAUUGAAGCCGAACAGGAGAAAGCCGAACAACCAGUCGAUUGGAAACCCCAAAGCGGGCCCCUUAUGCGAAUCGUUAAUGGUGAGAUCGUGCUGGAUAAUACAUCGUUGCAGGUCGAUCGUCACGCGGAUGCCGCCCGAGCCGCCGGCGAUCUCGAAGAUGUGGUGGAAAGCUCAUUCACCCGGAAGAUCAACCAGGCGUCGUACGGCAAGCGGACCAAGACUGAAACAUGGGAUGAAGAGAUGACAGAUCUGUUUUAUCGCGGGCUCCGCAUGUUCGGUACUGAUUUCAUGGUUAUCAGCAAAAUGUUUCCGGGCCGAUCUCGUCGUCAGAUCAAGUUGAAGUUCAACAAUGAAGAACGCCGAGAUCCGCAACGAAUCAAGGACACAUUGAUGGGCCCAUCUGAGACCAUCGACAUUGCAACUUACUCAGAGAUGACGAACACCGUCUACGAUGAUCCCAAGAUUGUCCAGCAAGAACUGGAUGAAGAAAAGAAGCGGAUCGAGGACCAGCAUGCGAAGGAGAAGGAAAUGCAAGAGGACAUGCUGCGCAACCCAACUGGGGAUUCCAAGGACGACAAGGAUGCCAAGACAGUGGUGAAGAAGUCUCGCAAAAAGGUGGGACUGAAGAACCAGGGAGGCGGAACAGAGGAGGUUCUGGGAUCGAUCGAUGACUUUCCCACGGCUUAA